Molecule: messenger RNA, 685 nt
Organism: Teleopsis dalmanni
Lineage: Eukaryota; Metazoa; Arthropoda; Insecta; Diptera; Diopsidae
Product: small ubiquitin-related modifier 5-like
Exons: 3
Coding region: 306-644 (112 amino acids)
Molecular function (GO): protein binding
Source: RefSeq, a predicted model, not a curated record
UGGACAAUAGUUGUUAAGUUCAUAAAAUAAUGGUCCUUACAAGUAUGAAAAGACGUGAUGAGAUUACAAUUACGGAAUAUACCUUUAAGCUGCGGUUACAUUGCAUGUGAAUGUUGUCUUCCACGUCAAUCAUAAUGUCAAUUGAAAUGGACUUAUUUUCCGAACAAACCUUGAUCAUUUAUGAAAAUAUGUAUUCAUUAGUCGAUAAAUAGUAAUCGAUUACUCUCCUUAAUUGUCCCGCUUCGACUACACUCGGUUUUAGUGCUUGUGGUGUUUUAAGCGUAACAGACAAAGUGACUAAAGCUAUGGAUAAAAUUAAUUUUGAACAAAAAUUCAAACUAGGUAUAGCAAUACGAGAAGGUAAAAAAGUACGGGUACUUGAAUUGGUGAAUGAUCCAGUUAUUUUAACUGUUUUGGGAGUCUAUAACUAUGUAAUGAAAAUUCAAGUACCCAAAUGUAUCACUUUCGGCGAUAUCAUUAAAGUAUAUUGUAGAAAAAUGGCAAUAAUACCGGAAAACCAUAGAUUCUUCUACAUGGGCGAACGCCUAAAAAAUGAAGCUACCCCAUUCACAAUGAAUAUAAACGAUGGUGCUAUCAUAGAAGUCUAUUCUACCCAGAUUGGAGGCGGUAUGGAAAGUUAUUAGAAGUAUUAAUUAUAAUGCUUUUAUCAUAUCUCAAUUUAAUG